AUAAAAUAAUUACAUGAGAUAAGAUUAAGGUAUUAUAAAAGAUAAUAUUUGGAGGUUAAAGUUAACCUAACUUGUCAACUACUAAAAAUUGUUGAGUUUUUGUUCACUACAUUCCAUUAAUUAUAUCAUUACAAUGGAUUCUGAUAUAGAAAUUCUCAGAAAAGAAAUUGUACUUUUAAAAGAGGAAUUGUCACGCAAAGAAGAUUUACUAUUUAAACUUGUAAAUAAAAGUGUAGGUGGAAACAUUUAUUCUCCAUAUUUUUCCUCAGACGAAAUUACUAGAUAUAGUAGGCAAAUAAUUAUGCCCGAUUUUAAUAUAGAAGGCCAGUGUUCACUUAAAAGCAGUAGAGCCUUGAUAGUUGGAGUUGGUGGUCUGGGUUGUCCUGCAGCUUUGUAUUUGGCAGCUGCUGGAAUAGGGAAUCUUACAUUAUUGGAUUAUGAUACUGUGGAACUGACAAACUUGCAUCGUCAGGUUUUGCACUAUGAAUGCGAUAUAGGUGUGCCUAAAGUGGAAUCUGCCUAUAAGAAACUAAAAAGCAUAAAUCAUAACAUUAAUAUUGAACCAAUUAAUUUACAUGUUAAUAGUAUGACAAUUGAAGAAUUACUGAAAAAAAAUAAAUUUGAUGUUGUGUUGGAUUGCACUGAUAAUGUGACCACAAGGUAUCUUCUCAAUGACAUAUGUGUUCUAUACAAGAUUCCUUUGGUGUCAGGUAGUGCAUUGCAAUUUGAGGGACAAUUAACAGUUUAUAAUUAUAAAAAUGGGCCAUGUUAUAGAUGCCUAUUUCCAGUACCACCACCACCAGAUAGUGUUACAAGUUGUGGAGAUGGUGGUGUCCUGGGUGCAGUGCCUGGUACUAUAGGAGUAUUACAGGCUCUUGAAGCAAUCAAAGUAAUACAGAAUUCAUCAGGAGUUUUAUCAGCUAGAUUGUUACUAUUUGAUGGCUCAACUACUACAUUCCGGAAUGUGAAAUUAAGAGGAAGAAGCAAAGUAUGUGCAGUUUGUGGUGAUGACCCUACUGUUACAUCACUGAUAGAUUAUGAGCAGUUUUGUGGAUCAAGUGCUCAUGACAAAGUGAACAACAUUCAUAUUCUACAACAGAAUCAAAAUAUAGAUUUUAGAUCAUUAUCAUUGCUAAAGGAUCAGUUAAUUUUGGAUGUUAGGCCUGAAAUUGAAUAUAACAUGUGCAAGUUACCAAAUACACACAAUAUACCAUAUUCAGAUUUGUUAAAAGGAAAAAAUUUGGAACAAGUAGAGGCAUUACUCAAAAAUGCAAGGAACAAUGUUUAUGUUUUAUGUCGACGUGGGAACGACUCCCAAAGGGCCAUAGUUUUAUUAAAGGAAAAAUUUGGGGAUUUUCCAUUGAACUUUAUAAAUGUCUCUGGAGGACUUCAUUCAUAUUCAAAACAUAUUGAUUCAGGAUUUCCUGUCUACUAGUGUACAUUACAGUUACAUUUUUUCAAUAUAAAAUAUUUUAUACUUUUACUUA
Aethina tumida (small hive beetle) is the source of this 1487-nucleotide messenger RNA. RefSeq names its product adenylyltransferase and sulfurtransferase MOCS3-like (gene Uba4). Gene Ontology annotation, cellular component: cytosol; cytoplasm. Bases 134 to 1435 code for a protein of 433 amino acids. Gene Ontology annotation, biological process: tRNA wobble position uridine thiolation; protein urmylation. The record is from RefSeq and is a predicted model, not a curated record. Lineage: Eukaryota; Metazoa; Arthropoda; Insecta; Coleoptera; Nitidulidae. Gene Ontology annotation, molecular function: thiosulfate-cyanide sulfurtransferase activity; adenylyltransferase activity; URM1 activating enzyme activity. The transcript has 6 exons.